AUGAAAUGCUGGCUGCUGACUCUUAUUGUGGUUUUGGUCCUGUUCCAGAUGUUCCCAGUCCACAGGAGCCAAAAAUCUUGCUGGGUCAUAAAAGGACACUGCAGGAAAAACUGCAGAUCUGGUGAACAGGUGAAGAAGCCAUGUAAACAUGGUAACUAUUGCUGUGUUCCCAGCAAGACAGAUUCUCAACUGCACAGACCCACCAAGGAGACCCCACCCAUGGUGCUGAUGAUUUCGUAG
Messenger RNA from Marmota flaviventris (yellow-bellied marmot), 240 nucleotides. It is a transcript of the gene Defb118, whose product is annotated as defensin beta 118. Gene Ontology annotation, cellular component: extracellular region. NCBI's taxonomy places the organism in Eukaryota, Metazoa, Chordata, Mammalia, Rodentia, Sciuridae. Gene Ontology annotation, biological process: innate immune response. The record is from RefSeq and is a predicted model, not a curated record.